Molecule: messenger RNA, 4749 nt
Organism: Closterium sp. Yama58-4
Lineage: Eukaryota; Viridiplantae; Streptophyta; Zygnematophyceae; Desmidiales; Closteriaceae
Source: the annotation of a GenBank genome assembly
AUGAGACGGAACGGACUUGCGAAUGGAAAGGAGGGGACGAGACAUGGUACCGAUGGGAUGGAAAAAGCGCGAUUCACGGAUCGUAGCGGAAUCCACGGACGAGGAGCGACAGGAGGAGCUGCUAACAGCAAGGCGUUGAUUUGCAUGGUUCUUCUGGCGUUGCAGUAUGGCCUGCAGCCGAUUCUCACGAGGAAGCUGCUAAGUCGCGACGUAAUGAUAGCGAGUCAAGUCAUCACCUGCGAAGUGCUCAAGGUCCUAAUAGCUCUCACGGCCAUGUUCCUAGACGGCUCUCUCUUCACCGUCUGGCGCAACUGGCACCCUCUGGACUCGUUAGAAGCUGCUGCGGUACCGGGACUGCUGUAUGCCGCCCAGAACACGCUCAUCCAGGUGGCGUUGCGCCACCUGGACUAUCUCACCUUCAACCUGCUGAACCAGACCAAACUGCUCUUCACUGCUCUCUCCAACUACUUGUUUCUCAGAAUCCGCCAGACCCGAGUGCAAAUCCUCGCUCUCUGCAUGCUGCUCGUCGCUGCCACCCUGCUCACCCUUGGCCCUGGCCCUGCUUCUAGCUCUGGGCGCGGGCAGUCUCAGGGAAGCAGUGGACCAGAGAGGGGAGCGGUUGGGGCGGACGGAGCAGGGCAGGGGUCUUCUGCUUCUGCUGGCACGGCUGCUGCGGUGGCUGUUUUUGCAGGAGGCGUGGCGUGGGAGAGAGUGGCGCUGGGAGUGGUGCCGGUGCUGGUGGCAUCGGUGACGUCUGGACUUGGAUCGACGCACAACCAGUGGCAAGUGCAGGUCAAGAGGCGCAGUCCCCACCUCUUCACCAUCGAAAUUAUCACCUUCUCAUCUUAUCAAGCCCUCACCCCCACUCACGCACCACAUCUCCUACCCCUUACCCUGUGGCCUGCCCUCACCCUAUCCCCCGGACAGCAUGCCUCCCUUUCUCUUUCUCUGGUUGCUCUCCUUGCUGCUCUCCUUCCUCCCCUUGCUGCUCUCCUUCCUCCCCUUGCUGCUUUCCUUCCUCCCCUUGCUGCUCUCCUUCCUCCCCUUGCUGCUCUCCUUCCUCCCCUUGCUGCUCUCCUUCCUCCCCUUGCUGCUCUCCUUCCUCCCCUUGCUGCUCUCCUUCCUCCCCUUGCUGCUCUCCUUCCUGCCCUUGCUGCUCUCCUUCCUCCCCUUGCUGCCCUCCUUCCUCCCCUUGCUGCCCUCCUUCCUCCCCUUGCUGCUCUCCUUCCUCCCCUUGCUGCUUUCCUUCCUCCCCUUGCUGCUUUCCUUCCUCCCCUUGCUGCUCUCCUUCCUCCCCUUGCUGCUCUCCUUCCUCCCCUUGCUGCUUUCCUUCCUCCCCUUGCUGCUCUCCUUCCUCCCCUUGCUGCUCUCCUUCCUCCCCUUGCUGCUCUCCUUCCUCCCCUUGCUGCUCUCCUUCCUCCCCUUGCUGCUCUCCUUCCUCCCCUUGCUGCUCUCCUUCCUGCCCUUGCUGCUCUCCUUCCUCCCCUUGCUGCCCUCCUUCCUCCCCUUGCUGCCCUCCUUCCUCCCCUUGCUGCUCUCCUUCCUCCCCUUGCUGCUUUCCUUCCUCCCCUUGCUGCUCUCCUUCCUCCCCUUGCUGCUCUCCUUCCUCCCCUUGCUGCUCUCCUUCCUGCCCUUGCUGCUCUCCUUCCUCCCCUUGCUGCCCUCCUUCCUCCCCUUGCUGCCCUCCUUCCUCCCCUUGCUGCUCUCCUUCCUCCCCUUGCUGCUUUCCUUCCUCCCCUUGCUGCUCUCCUUCCUCCCCUUGCUGCUCUCCUUCCUCCCCUUGCUGCUCUCCUUCCUCCCCUUGCUGCUCUCCUUCCUCCCCUUGCUGCUCUCCUUCCUGCCCUUGCUGCUCUCCUUCCUCCCCUUGCUGCCCUCCUUCCUCCCCUUGCUGCCCUCCUUCCUCCCCUUGCUGCUCUCCUUCCUCCCCUUGCUGCUUUCCUUCCUCCCCUUGCUGCUUUCCUUCCUCCCCUUGCUGCUCUCCUUCCUCCCCUUGCUGCUCUCCUUCCUCCCCUUGCUGCUCUCCUUCCUCCCCUUGCUGCUCUCCUUCCUGCCCUUGCUGCUCUCCUUCCUCCCCUUGCUGCCCUCCUUCCUCCCCUUGCUGCCCUCCUUCCUCCCCUUGCUGCUCUCCUUCCUCCCCUUGCUGCUUUCCUUCCUCCCCUUGCUGCUUUCCUUCCUCCCCUUGCUGCUCUCCUUCCUCCCCUUGCUGCUCUCCUUCCUCCCCUUGCUGCUCUCCUUCCUCCCCUUGCUGCUCUCCUUCCUCCCCUUGCUGCUCUCCUUCCUCCCCUUGCUGCUCUCCUUCCUCCCCUUGCUGCUCUCCUUCCUCCCCUUGCUGCUCUCCUUCCUGCCCUUGCUGCUCUCCUUCCUCCCCUUGCUGCCCUCCUUCCUCCCCUUGCUGCCCUCCUUCCUCCCCUUGCUGCUCUCCUUCCUCCCCUUGCUGCUUUCCUUCCUCCCCUUGCUGCUUUCCUUCCUCCCCUUGCUGCUCUCCUUCCUCCCCUUGCUGCUCUCCUUCCUCCCCUUGCUGCUCUCCUUCCUCCCCUUGCUGCUCUCCUUCCUCCCCUUGCUGCUCUCCUUCCUCCCCUUGCUGCUCUCCUUCCUCCCCUUGCUGCUCUCCUUCCUCCCCUUGCUGCUCUCCUUCCUCCCCUUGCUGCUCUCCUUCCUCCCCUUGCUGCUCUCCUUGCUCCCCUUGCUGCUCUCCUUCCUCCCCUUGCUGCUCUCCUUCCUCCCCUUGCUGCUCUCCUUCCUCCCCUUGCUGCUCUCCUUCCUCCCCUUGCUGCUCUCCUUCCUCCCCUUGCUGCUCUCCUUCCUCCCCUUGCUGCUCUCCUUCCUCCCCUUGCUGCUCUCCUUCCUGCCCUUGCUGCUCUCCUUCCUCCCCUUGCUGCCCUCCUUCCUCCCCUUGCUGCUCUCCUUCCUCCCCUUGCUGCUCUCCUUGCUCCCCUUGCUGCUCUCCUUCCUCCCCUUGCUGCUCUCCUUCCUCCCCUUGCUGCUCUCCUUCCUCCCCUUGCUGCUCUCCUUCCUCCCCUUGCUGCUCUCCUUCCUCCCCUUGCUGCUCUCCUUCCUCCCCUUGCUGCUCUCCUUCCUCCCCUUGCUGCUCUCCUUCCUGCCCUUGCUGCUCUCCUUCCUCCCCUUGCUGCCCUCCUUCCUCCCCUUGCUGCCCUCCUUCCUCCCCUUGCUGCUCUCCUUCCUCCCCUUGCUGCUCUCCUUCCUCCCCUUGCUGCUCUCCUUCCUGCCCUUGCUGCUCUCCUUCCUCCCCUUGCUGCCCUCCUUCCUCCCCUUGCUGCCCUCCUUCCUCCCCUUGCUGCUUUCCUUCCUCCCCUUGCUGCUUUCCUUCCUCCCCUUGCUGCUCUCCUUCCUCCCCUUGCUGCUCUCCUUCCUCCCCUUGCUGCUCUCCUUCCUCCCCUUGCUGCUCUCCUUCCUCCCCUUGCUGCUCUCCUUCCUCCCCUUGCUGCUCUCCUUCCUCCCCUUGCUGCUCUCCUUCCUCCCCUUGCUGCUCUCCUUCCUCCCCUUGCUUCUCUCCUUCCUCCCCUUGCUGCUCUCCUUCCUCCCCUUGCUGCUUUCCUUCCUCCCCUUGCUGCUCUCCUUCCUCCCCUUGCUGCUCUCCUUCCUCCCCUUGCUGCUCUCCUUCCUCCCCUUGCUGCUUUCCUUCCUCCCCUUGCUGCUCUCCUUCCUCCCCUUGCUGCUCUCCUUCCUCCCCUUGCUGCUCUCCUUCCUCCCCUUGCUGCUCUCCUUCCUCCCCUUGCUGCUCUCCUUCCUCCCCUUGCUGCUCUCCUUCCUCCCCUUGCUGCUCUCCUUCCUCCCCUUGCUGCUCUCCUUCCUGCCCUUGCUGCUCUCCUUCCUCCCCUUGCUGCCCUCCUUCCUCCCCUUGCUGCCCUCCUUCCUCCCCUUGCUGCUCUCCUUCCUCCCCUUGCUGCUCUCCUUCCUCCCCUUGCUGCUCUCCUUCCUCCCCUUGCUGCUCUCCUUCCUCCCCUUGCUGCUCUCCUUCCUCCCCUUGCUGCUCUCCUUCCUCCCCUUGCUGCUCUCCUUCCUGCCCUUGCUGCUCUCCUUCCUCCCCUUGCUGCCCUCCUUCCUCCCCUUGCUGCCCUCCUUCCUCCCCUUGCUGCUCUCCUUCCUCCCCUUGCUGCUUUCCUUCCUCCCCUUGCUGCUUUCCUUCCUCCCCUUGCUGCUCUCCUUCCUCCCCUUGCUGCUCUCCUUCCUCCCCUUGCUGCUCUCCUUCCUCCCCUUGCUGCCCUCCUUCCUCCCCUUGCUGCUUUCCUUCCUCCCCUUGCUGCCCUCCUUCCUCCCCUUGCUGCUCUCUCCAAGUUCCCUCAGGGCUCUUCUCUUUCCCUCUCCCACAUUCCUUAUUCCUCCCUCUUGCAGGGCUUCACAGUGAUAGUGGGUCUGCUGGUAACCGCCAUAGUGCAGCAUGCUCUCGAUGGCACGCCUCCCUCCCUCUUCGUCUGCCCGGCCCUCCCUCUCACCCUUGCUUCGUUGCUCUUCCCAAUCUCAAACUUCCUCCCGUCGCCUCCCCACCCUCCUUCAUCCUUUCCCCCUCGCAGGGCUUCACAUUCCUCCCUUCUCCCUCUCACACUCCUUCCCUCGCAGGGCUUCACAGUGAUAGCGGGUCUGCUGGUAACCGCCAUAGUACAGUAUGCUCUCGACGGCACGCCUCCCUCCCUCUUUGUCUGGCUGGCCCUCCCUCUCACCGUCCUCAGCACCUACCUCUACUCCUCCUCCGCUGCACCCCCUGCUGCUGCCAAGAGCAAGGACCUCUAA